Molecule: messenger RNA, 1373 nt
Organism: Aphidius gifuensis
Lineage: Eukaryota; Metazoa; Arthropoda; Insecta; Hymenoptera; Braconidae
Gene: endos
Product: alpha-endosulfine
Exons: 3
Coding region: 509-856 (115 amino acids)
Cellular component (GO): cytoplasm
Molecular function (GO): protein phosphatase inhibitor activity
Source: RefSeq, a predicted model, not a curated record
UUUUUUUUUUUUCAUCAUCAAUUUAUUUACAUACAACCCUUAUCCAUAGUUAUCUAUUCAUUUAAAAAAAAAAAAGUAAAAACCUGUUAAAUAAAAAAAUAUUAAUCCAUCUUACUCUGUCUCUCUUGAUUUCGAUUCUCAAGACUGCUCAAGACUCAAGAGUGUAUAUCUAUACCGAUAAUAAAAAAUAAUAAAUAAAUCAAUGUGCUGCAUGUAUGUACAUAUUGAGCUAAUAUAAUACAUAUUUGCUUGCGUGUGUGUGUGUGUGUGUGUGUAUAUGUGUAGAGACUACAUGUAUAUAUUUACUUAUUUAUUUUAUACAGCAUCAAUAUAAAUUAUAAUUUUUUAUAAAUAAGUAAAAUCCACUAUACAUAUCUACCUAUAUAUUAUUAUUUUAUACAUGUGCUGAGGAUUUUUGUGUGAAUUUGAAAGGUGAUUAUAAAAAGUGACAACAAUUAGCUUCAAACGUGUACGAGUUGAUAGCAACAUUACGCCGAAGCGAGCUAAAAUGAGUGACGAGCAGACAACAAUGGAGCCGCCUCAAGCACCGCAGUUGUCAACAAAUGACAUUGAAAAGCUAGAGGAGGCUAAACUCAAGGCAAAAUUUCCAAACACAGGUGGUCGUCCAAUUAGUGGUCAUUCAGCAUUUUUACAAAAAAGACUUGCAAAAGGGCAAAAAUUUUUUGACUCUGGAGAUUAUCAAAUGGCUAAACAAAAACAAGCAGCCAAACCAAAACCAACUGGAGUUUUACCAACUGGUGAUGCUAUUCCAACUCCAGAAACAGUUCCACAAAGAAAAACAUCAAUUAUUCAACAAAAAUUUAAUUCUUCAUCAACUACUUCAUCAUCAUCAUAAUUAAAUCUAGUUUAUUAUUUUUUUUUUCAUUCUUUUUCUUAUUAUUAUUUUGAAUGUCGUUUAAUUUUAUUAAAUCAUCAGUCUAUUUAAAAUUUACACGACAGUUAGCGUCAUUUAAUAUUUACAUUAUUAUUAGAUAAUAUAAUUAAUAAUUAUCACCAGUGCUCGAAAUAAAUAAAUAAAUGUUGUUAUGGAUCUGUAUUCAUUCAAUAAAUUUCAUCAGUAACUUUAAUAAUUUUUUUUUUUUGCUUAUGAUAUUAACUAUACUGUAAUUUAUUUUUAUGAUAAUGUUUCAAAACACUGAUGAUAAUAAAUAAUGAAAUAAAAAAUAAAAAAAAAGGCAAAUAGUAAAAAAUAACUUGUAUGCUACUCACAUGAUAUUUAAAUUUACAAAUAAAAUAUUCAAAGUGUUGAUUAUUUAUUUAUUGUCUCAAUGAGAAUGAAUAUUUAUUUUUAUAUGAAAUAUAUAAUAAUGAUGUAAAUUGAUUGAAAGAAAAUAAAUCAUAAUAUUAUGGAU